Molecule: messenger RNA, 1440 nt
Organism: Nannizzia gypsea CBS 118893
Lineage: Eukaryota; Fungi; Ascomycota; Eurotiomycetes; Onygenales; Arthrodermataceae
Product: golgi transport complex component Cog5
Exons: 1
Coding region: 1-1440 (479 amino acids)
Biological process (GO): intra-Golgi vesicle-mediated transport
Cellular component (GO): COG complex
Source: RefSeq, a predicted model, not a curated record
AUGACCUCGUCUCCGUCGUACAUCGACUACGAGACCUUCCUGGACCCUUCAUUCUCACCGACCUCGUUUGCCCAGACGCUGGUGGCAACCACCAACAACCCGUCUGAUACUCCGCUGGACCUCUCUACGCCGCUCUCUCGUGUGCUGUUUGACAUCCAGGAAGUUGACAGCCACGUCCACACACUCACGACCAAGUCUGCUCUGCCACUGCUGCGGUAUACGACAGACACUACUGCCUCGGGCCAGCGUGUACUUCUCGCACUAGAGGCGCAGGUUUUAGCGCUGACUGAAGGGUACCAGCGUCUUGAGAAAGAUGUGGUGCGUCGCUGGGAAGGAGCCGAGGAAGUGCGCGGAGCAGCGGAGCGGUCCUGGGCGACUGUGAAGUUGGCCCGGGCCGUGUCGAGAUGUCUGAUGCUGGGCAGGCAGCUGGAGGGUCAGCUGGUGGAGAUCAGUGGGCGGGAGCGAGAGGACCACCGGGCGCUGGUAAGGGCGUCUCAGACACUAUUGAUGCUUAGACGGAUGUUUGCAGACAAUGGCAACGGUGACGAUGACGGGGAAGGCGAGGGGUACGGUGUUGGGCUGGAGCGGGUGAAGGUGGUGAGAACGUUGAAAGCUGAGCUGGUGAAUCCAGCAGAGAACAGUGUCAAGGCACGCGCGCAGCAGAUCGUCAGUCGGUUCUCGCUACCCAUAGACGAGCAAGGGGCGGUUUUGCGGCCCGGCGCUGGCGGCACUGGCUCUACAUAUGCACAGCAGGAAGAGAGCCGAGCACGACUGAUAUCAGCCAUGACUGCCCUCUACCUGCUCUCCCCUACUACUACUCAAACUAUAUCCACGGCUAAUUUCCAACCAGAACUGCUCCUCGUGACGUUAAAGUCGUUCAUACACGCGUCCCUGACGGCCUCCCUGCAGGCCCUUCUUCGAGGACUCUCCCAGCUCCCGUCUCUGGAGCGAGCACUGCUCGAGGUCUCCAACCGCUGCCAGACGGUGGUAGUGCUAGAGAGGAUACUUCAGGGUGCCAGACAGCCUGCGCACCCCUUCUACAACCACGCCGCCAACGAUCUAUCUUCGUCGUCGUCCACCUUGCCCACUUCUACUUCUGAGAAGAAAGAGAAGAACGUCAAGAACAACUUACUGUACCCACUACUGCAGUACCUGGACACAUCGUCCCUGCCAAGCUACUUCUGGCGCUGCCUGGCAUCCGCCCUAUCCCCGCGGGUAGGGGAGCUGCUAAACCGUGGCGGGGCGGCCGCCCGGGCCCUGAGAGGGAAUCGGGAGAGGCUGCGAGAUGAGAUCCGGCAGUGUGUGUUACGUGGGAGCAGUGCCGACGCCUCCAGCAGGGGCCGAGACAGAGAGCAGGAAGCAGAUGGUGGAGGGCUGGUGGUGGGCAACUGGGAGAGGGAGGCAGCGGUGAUGGUCGGGGCAGUGCUGGGCAACCGAUAG